AGAACUUCCUCCUUUACUCACCAGACUUCCCCCCCGUUGAUAGUCGCGACAAGCUCCGACUCUGGGGUGACAUGAGAGCUGCUGACCCGGUCUGGAUCCACAGCACCCGGCCAUGAACCCACAGAAGCAGGCCGACACUCUGAGGCUCUUGCAGACUCGGCUGAGGAGACGAGAGACCGAGGACAGCAUUCCUAGGGAGUUUGUGAGGUUGAAGAAGCAGUCCAUAAAGUACCGCGAGGACAAGAUCUUUGUCAGCAAGUCAGCGGAAAGUCAGGACAACAUCAAGAAGAACAGAUACAAGGACAUCCUUCCAUUUGAUCACAGCAGAGUGAAGCUGAUGCUCACCACCUCCAAAUCUGACACCGACUACAUUAAUGCCAGUUUCAUAAAGGGAGUCGCAGGUUCCAACGCUUACAUCGCGACCCAGGGACCUCUCCAUCACACAGUGCAGGACUUCCUCAGGAUGCUGUGGGAGUACGAUAUCAAAGUCAUAGUGAUGGCCUGCCGAGAAUUUGAGAUGGGGAAGAAAAAGUGUGAGCGCUACUGGCCGGAGAAAGAGGAGGAGUCCUUCGUGUGCGGGCCCUUUGCUGUCUUUCGGGACUGUGAGGAGGACAAAGAAGCACGUGUGACCAGGACCUUAAGGUUGACCUACGACAACUGCGGCCGGACUUUAAAACAGCUGCACUACGUCAACUGGCCGGACCACGGCGUGCCCAACUCCAUCCUCCCCAUUCUGGACAUGCUGGAGGAGAUGCGGAGCUAUCAGCCUCACGACCACGUCCCCAUCUGCAUCCACUGCAGUGCUGGAUGUGGCAGAACCGGAGCCCUUUGUGUCAUCGACUAUACUUGGAACCUCCUCAGAACUGGGUUGAUCACUUCCGAUUUCAACGUGUGCGACUUGGUUCGCACCAUGAGAACACAAAGACCGUCUGUGGUUCAAACCAAGGAGCAGUAUGAACUGGUCUACAGCAUCAUCGGGGUACUCUUUGACAGAUACUUGCAGUCCAUGGACGCACAGAGCCGGGUUACAGAGCGAGAAGAUGAACGCAAGCAACAGCCCAUCUGUGACGAGGACCUGAACCUCCCGGUCUCACAGGAGCACGAGAUUUUGACUUCUGUUCCAGAAAGUCCCGUUGUCACAGUGGAGACGGACAAAGAAGAGUAUAGGGUCCAAGCGGAGAACAUAGAAGAUGACCCGGUAUCACCAAAUCUUCCAAAAUUGACGGUGGAGGACCCCUACUUCCAUAGCCCCCAGUUUGACCACAUACCACAAGUCAACAAGCGGUGGACUGUUGGUCCAAUCAUCAGCAAGCCCACGUUGUCUCCAAACCACCACACAAUGGCAUCUCACUCUUCUUCCUUCCCAGGAGCUCAUACCGAUGAGGACAUACCGCCUCCUCUGCCUGAACGAACCCCGGAAUCCUAUCAACUGGCCGUCCAUACAGAGAACUCAAAAAAGUUGGCAGUCAUCAUCUCGCCUCACGGGGAUUCUGAGGGUGUGGGUGACAAGAUGCAAGACAUUCCUGCUACAUCUGCACCAUCGCUUCCAGACAGAACCCCAGAAUCGUACGAGCUGGCUUGUCAUCAAGCUCCUGUUGACAAUCAGCGAGCAGUCACGCCAGCAGUGAACCUCAGCAGAAUCGGGACGUCCUCGGAGUGGUCAGGGACCUCCAGGCUUGUCAGCGCCACUCAGGAGGCAGAAACAAAACCAUGGCUGAGAACAAAGAGCCUGAGAGUAAAAAUGACCCUAAAAGAAGCACCGCAGACUCCAUUGUGGCUUCCAUCGUCACCUGCCUUUGCCGGAGCAGGAAGUGCGUCAGCGCAAGUUACCGCCGGCAACCACAAGGGGUCUCUCUCUGACGCCGAAGCGGCGGCGUACAGAAACGAGGACAAGGAACCGUCCAGAAAAAAGAGUCUGCGAUUGUUCAAAGACCAGCAGAAAUUGAAGCCGACGGCUGCUUUCCCUCAGUUGUCUUCGUCCUCCAAGGGAGUAUUGACGUCAAUGUUCACAUUCGGAUUUGGGCGCCGGAUAGGAAAGCCAAAAGGACCCAGGAGUUACCCACAAAACUGGUCCUCAACCUCUUUCUCCUCGUAAAAACCAGGAUGACGUCACUAAUGAUUGUUUUCACCUUUACACUCACCUCAUAUGGCUGGAAUAUCAUUUUUCCCCCCGCUUGUGUUGCCAACCAUAACGAAGUGGGACAAAUGACCUCCAAACCCUCGAAGAUCAGCAACAUCUGCACACAUUUGAAGCUCACAUUUCACAUUGAAUCACUUCAAUAAAAAUGACUUUUCAUGAUCAGUCA
Messenger RNA from Nerophis ophidion (straightnose pipefish), 2306 nucleotides. RefSeq names its product protein tyrosine phosphatase non-receptor type 22 (gene ptpn22). NCBI's taxonomy places the organism in Eukaryota, Metazoa, Chordata, Actinopteri, Syngnathiformes, Syngnathidae. Gene Ontology annotation, cellular component: cytoplasm; nucleus. Gene Ontology annotation, molecular function: non-membrane spanning protein tyrosine phosphatase activity. The record is from RefSeq and is a predicted model, not a curated record. The transcript has 23 exons. Gene Ontology annotation, biological process: peptidyl-tyrosine dephosphorylation. Bases 113 to 2095 code for a protein of 660 amino acids.